Messenger RNA from Wickerhamiella sorbophila, 549 nucleotides. RefSeq names its product Pre-rRNA-processing protein TSR2. Gene Ontology annotation, cellular component: nucleus. The coding region runs from base 1 to 549 and encodes 182 amino acids. The record is from RefSeq and is a predicted model, not a curated record. Gene Ontology annotation, biological process: maturation of SSU-rRNA from tricistronic rRNA transcript (SSU-rRNA, 5.8S rRNA, LSU-rRNA). NCBI's taxonomy places the organism in Eukaryota, Fungi, Ascomycota, Dipodascomycetes, Dipodascales, Trichomonascaceae. The transcript has a single exon.
AUGUCUCUUCCUACUAAGGUUGAAGCGGAAGGAAAUUCGCUUGUUUUCCCUAACGAGAAGCAGCAGGCGCGGUUUGAGGUGGGUCUGUCGUCGGCAAUUUUUCUGUGGGACGAGCUGACCACCGCCGUCGACAAUAAUUGGGGCGGUGCAGACAGUGCGGAGAAGCGCGAGUGGCUGGUCGGCACAGUGAUUGAUCUGUUCAAUGAGAGAGUCGUCGAGGCCGAGGACAUCGAGUACCGUCUGCUGGGCGUCAUGGAAGACGAGUUCGACGCUGUUCUCGAGACCGACGGCGCUUUCAAGGUCGCCCAGACAAUCCUCAGUCUCUACGUCGAGUGCCUGGAGGAAAACUAUGCCCAGGUCGACGCUCUUUACAAUAAAUUCAUGGCCAGCCGAAAUGCAGAGAAGGUCAAAGUGCAGGUCGAGGAUUCAGACGAUGAGGACGGAUCGGCGUCUGACGAAGAUGAGAUGGACGUCGACGAAACCCCGAAGCAGGAACCUGUCAUUGAUGAAGACGGCUUUGAGCUAGUUCAGCCCCGCCGUAGGCGCUAG